Molecule: messenger RNA, 717 nt
Organism: Lingula anatina
Lineage: Eukaryota; Metazoa; Brachiopoda; Lingulata; Lingulida; Lingulidae
Product: C-type lectin domain family 3 member A-like
Source: RefSeq, a predicted model, not a curated record
AUGGUUUGCAUUUUGCAUCUCAUACUUGCGGUCGUUUGGAUUGUGGUUGGAGAUAAAAAUUCUACAAAUGUCUACAGAUAUGUCAGCCCUCCAAGCUGCAGGAAAGAUGUGGCAAAUAUCAAGGUAUAUGGACAGCAAUAUGUGUCAACAAAAAGUGCUUGCGCCAUCGCUUGUUCGGCGAACACGCCCCGCUGUGUUGGAUUCAACUACAUUGAAGUCAAUUCAGGGGAAGAUUCAUGUGAAUAUGUUGACGCAAAAUCCGACGAGAAUAGCACCAAUUUGGUUUACCGCCAUGGAUAUCGCUACUUUGAACAGUUGGAGAUGUCAGAGCAGCAAGUCACCUGUUCUCGAUCUACUCCUUAUCCUGUGUAUACCUACGUCCCUAUCAGUCUGUCACACGCAGCAGCAACUGCACACUGCCGGGAGAACGGGGCUCACCUUGCAACAGCGGAGACUAGGAAAAAGUUAAUGGAUUUACACGCGUUUUGGCAGCAAGUUCCAGGGUCAGUCGAUAAAAUUUGGUUGGGAGCAGACGACAUCGCCCAAGAUGGCGAUUGGCGGUGGAACGCUGCAAAUGGAGAUCCGGUGGACUAUUCAGAAUGGCACCCAAGUGAGCCGAACGGCGGAGCUGGAGAAAACUGUAUGGAGCUCUACUCAGACGGAACAUGGAACGAUAAGUCGUGUAGCAAUACCAGAUCCUUCCUCUGUGAAGGAUAG